Molecule: messenger RNA, 789 nt
Organism: Lactuca virosa
Lineage: Eukaryota; Viridiplantae; Streptophyta; Magnoliopsida; Asterales; Asteraceae
Source: the annotation of a GenBank genome assembly
AUGGCGGUUCCAAAGCUUGAUAAGAAGAUCGUCAAGAAGAGGGUCAAGAAGUUCAAGAGGCCACACAGUGAUUGGAAGAUCUGUGUCAAGGAAAACUGGCGUAGACCAAAGGGUAUUGAUUCACGUGUGAGGAGAAAGUUCAAAGGUGUUACUCUUAUGCCAAAUAUUGGAUACGGAUCAGACAAGAAAACCCGUCAUUACUUGCCAAAUGGUUUCAAGAAAUUUGUUGUUCACAACGCCAAGGAGCUUGAAGUUCUUAUGAUGCACAACAGAACUUAUUGUGCUGAGAUUGCACACAAUGUAUCAACCCGAAAAAGGAAGGACAUUGUAGAGCGUGCAGCACAGCUUGAUGUUGUUGUCACCAACAAGUUAGCCAGGCUGCGUAGUCAGGAAGAUGAGGCCCCACACACUCUCUCUCUCUCAUGGUUGAAGAAACCUCCACAUGAGGUUGUAUUUCUGGUCAAGAAGAGGCAACAGCCUCCCUCGUUCUCCACCACUCUUCCUGUCGAAGAGGCUCCACCCAAACACCCCCUCACAGCCGCUAAAAACCCCAAUCCUAUUUUCUUCAUUGGCUCACCGGAAAAACGAAGCAGAAGAAUGGGGACUGCCGCCUCUAAUCUAACCCCCUAUGAGAUGAACGAAACACACAUCAAGAGCUUGCUUUUGGUACGUAUCUAUCUAUUUUUCUUGUUGAACCUCCAUGAGCAUCAUCAUCAUCAUCGAACCCACCACCGAACACCAUCCUCCCCCUUCUCUUCCCCUUCAGAACCUCCGUGUACGACGAUUUAG